Molecule: messenger RNA, 2079 nt
Organism: Leptosomus discolor (cuckoo roller)
Lineage: Eukaryota; Metazoa; Chordata; Aves; Leptosomiformes; Leptosomidae
Source: RefSeq, a predicted model, not a curated record
AUGUUCUACAUGCAUCUACUCGUCAACAAGCGCGGGCCGUUGGCCAAAAUAUGGCUUGCUGCCCACUGGGAGAAGAAGCUCACCAAAGCUCAUAUAUUUGAGUGCAAUUUAGAGACCACCGUUGAAAAGAUCAUCUCGCCAAAGUUUACAAUAGCUCUGCGGACCUCUGGGCACUUACUCCUAGGAGUGGUGCGGAUUUACCACCGGAAAGCAAAGUACCUCUUGGCAGACUGUAGUGAAGCUUUGACAAAAAUGAAGACAGCUUUUCGCCCAGGACUUGUUGACCUUCCAGAAGAGACCUUGGAGGCUGCUUAUCAGUCCAUCACACUACCUGAAGAAUUUCAUGAUUUUGAAACACCACUACCUGAUUUAAAUGCCAUUGAUGUCGCUGAACAUUUUACCUUGAAUCAGAGCAGAGCUGAAGACAUCACACUUACAGAGGAUUACGAAAGCAAUAUACUUCUCUGUGAUAGAAACUUUGACGAGGAAGCAGAGGGGCCGGGGAAGCAGAGCUGCUUUGACAGCAGCAUCUUGAUGAGCAGCAACUGCCUCGUGGCUGAUCACAACUCUGCGAGCGCCAGCGGAGACAAGCCUGCGCUGCACGAAGAUACGUACAGCUUUGAGCAUGACUGGUUUGGAGACGAGGAGGAUGCUGCAGACAUGAUUGAAAUCCUGCUGAGGGACGAGCAAAAUGGCCUAGAUAAAGACAUUCGUGACACGGAGGAAGAACCUGGUCCUUUGUCACAAGAUCUGCCGGAGAACAGCACAGCCGUUGAGUCCAGCUGCGCGGACGCCACCAUGAGGCAAGCCCAUCAUCCGAUGAACGAAACAACGCUGCUGUCCAGAGAAGAGGAAGGAUUUGUGCUGGAGCCGGUUGACGAUUCAGCUGUCACCCAGAGGAAAAAAAAGAAAAGGAAGAGGAAGCUGCUUGUGGACGCAGUCAAGGAGCUGAGCUGCAACACUAUCUACAACCAGCUCAACCGCUGCACGGACACCCUGGCGACGUUAGACCUCGCGCCCCCGACGAAGAAAACAAUGAUGUGGAAGGAAUCGGGAGGGGUGGAUAAACUGCUGUCCCAGGCGACGCAGCCUGUGGUUCCCGCGGAGCUGCAAACGUUGUUUGCGAAAUGCUUCAAGAGUCACGGAUUUAAGAUGAGAAGAAACGAAACACAGAGGGAAAUGGAAGAAACAAGAAAAGAGCGAGAUACCACAGAGAUGCUGGGAGUAGAAGAACUAAGUUACCUGCAGGAGUCAGCUCAUUCAGAGACUGAGAGAAAGAUUGGAAAAGAUUUGUUUAUGUUGACAUCGCAGAAUAACAGAAAUGAAACGCAUGAUAACUGUGGUGAAACUAUGCAGGACGGACCGGCUUUCCCCGAGAGCUCCCCGCUGGCCAGCCGCUCCCCGCACCAAGCAGCUGCACCACAGCGCAAUGAGCUGACGAACGAGCUACCGAGGAGCGGGAAAGAGAGUGAAGAAAUACGGUGGAGUGAAAGGACUCUUCAGUUACUAAAAACUCUGCAGCACCUGAGGAGAGCAGGCGUGCGCUCGUUCAGCUUUUGGGAGCUCUGUCAGACAAACAGCCGGAAAGAAGCCGCGGCCAAGUUCUACAUCGUGCUGGUUCUGAAGCAGCAGUCGGUGAUCGAGCUGGCUCAGGGCGCUCCCUUCGCCGACAUCACCGCCACCAUCGGCCCAAUUUGCGUCAAACCUGCGGCGCAGGAGGUGGUCGUGUGUGCGCGGCGCCCCGGGGUGUCACAGCGCUGGCGUGUGCCGACCUCUUUUAACAUGAAACCAAUAAAAAUCGCAAGAAAGCGUUUUCUCCGCUCGCUGGCGUUUGUUGUGGAGGAUCAAAACCAGCAGCCGCCUAAGCCGUCCCGGGGGUUCGCCUUCUCAGAGGCAGUGGUUUUGGUGAUUUUCUUACCAUCUGAAAGCACAGGAAUAUUUGAUAAAAUAAGCAAGAAGCCGCCUUUGCUGCCUUUCUCCGAGGGUUCCCGGGAGGGAGAGGCCUCCAGUGCCCACCUCGGCCCUGGUCACCAGCGCAGAGCUGAAGCCGAAGCCCCCCUGCUUGCCACGUGGGCUACG